UUAGAUUCUGAACUCUGAAAUCUGAAUCCCAAUUCCCGCGGUUUUGGGUCGCCCGUAGUCAACAUUUCCCUCACUUCCCAUUCUCCAAUCCGUUGUGGUGCCCCUCAUCUCUGUCACACUCUGUAGGUAUAUCGUACAGGAUGGGGUAUGUUACUCCGAAUUGUAAAGAUCAACCAAUUUCAUUGUAGAUUUUCUAGCCAACACUAUUGCGGCCGAAGAGAAAUCGAUCACUACAAGUGAUCAGUUGAACGCUGAAAUUCAAAACCCUAGCUGGCUGUGGUGACUGUACGGAUGGAUAAAUCAGCAGCAUCAAGCUCCAGCUCUGCAGAGCUGCAAUGCGUCGGGCGCCUCGAAAUCGUCCGCCCAAAACCCGUUGGUUUCCUCUGUGGCUCACUCCCAGUGCCCACUGAUAAAGCCUUCCAUGCUAUCAAAUCCGCUCUGGUGCCAUCUCCCCAUACGCUGCAAGCUCCAAGGUACCGGAUGAUUCCAACUGAGACCAAUCUGAACACUUUGCCACUUAUAUCUAGUAUUCUAGAGAAGGUUGUUCCUGUGCCAGUUGCGCAGUUGAAGUCAACUGGAGAUUUGUCAUGGGAAACUAACACUGUUACAUCAAACCUUACAAGGAAAGGCGAGGCUCUAGCUGUUUCAGGUUUGGUUAAGUAUGGAGACGAGAUAGAUGUAAUUGCCUCUACUGAUAUUCUGAAGCAAAUCUUCAAGAUUCCAUACUCAAAAGCUCGAUUGUCAGUUGCAGUACAUCGUGUUGGUCAAACUCUAGUCCUCAACACAGGGCCUGAUGUUGAAGAGGGAGAAAAACUUGUCAGAAGAAAUAGUAAUUCGCAAAAAUGUGCAGAUCAAUCAUUGUUUCUCAAUUUCGCUAUGCAUUCUGUUCGAAUGGAGGCUUGUGACUGUCCACCAACCUACGCAGCACAAAAAGAAGGGCCAGAUUCAGCUGUUCACCAUCAGCAAUUUGAACCAAGGGAAGUUCCAUCUGAAUCUUUUGAACACUCAGUUCAGGGAAAGAAUACCUACAGUGAAAGUAAUACUAUUGGUCGGGAUAAAGGAUCUAGCUCUCAUUCCAAGUACUCUAAGUCUAAUCAAAAUGACUUAUUCUUUGGGAAGAAGAAAAAUAAGACACCUCAAGGUCAUGAUGCCACCAAGGUCUCUCAAGUUAAAGAAAUGCCAAGGAGUUCAGUACAAGAAUCUGAAAAAUAUAGAAGAUCUAGUAAUGAUGGAUUUUUAAGGGUCUUGUUUUGGCAGUUUCACAACUUUCGUAUGCUCUUAGGAACUGACCUCCUCAUAUUCAGCAAUGAGAAAUAUGUUGCUGUGAGUUUACAUCUGUGGGAUGUUUCAAGGCAGGUCACUCCACUUAUUUGGCUGGAAGCCUGGCUAGAUAAUGUUAUGGCUAGCAUCCCUGAAUUGGCAAUCUGUUACCAUCAAGACGGUGUUGUACAGGGCUAUGAACUCAUAAAAACUGAUGAUAUUUUUCUGCUAAAAGGAAUAUCUGAGGAUGGUUUGCCUGCUUUCAAUCCUCAUAUUGUUCAGCAAAAUGGGCUCUCUGUUCUUAGAUUUCUUCAGGACAAUUGCACACAGGAUCCUGGUGCUUAUUGGCUAUACAAAAGUGCUGGUGAAGAUGCUGUCCAACUUUUUGAUUUAUCUGUCAUACCCAACAAACAUCCGUCAGAUGACUAUGAUGACAACUCAAGUUCACUGCCAUCUCUGAUACACAGAGGAAGAAGUAGUUCAUUACUCUCAUUGGGGACGCUAUUAUACCGGAUUGCUCAUAGACUUUCACUAUCAAUGUCUUCAAAAAACUGGGCAAGAUGUGCAAAGUUGUUCAAGAAGUGUCUAGACUUUUUGGAAGAUCCUGAUCAUCUGGUUAUACGUGCAUUAGCUCAUGAACAGUUUGCAAGACUUCUAUUAACUUUUGAUGAGAAUCUGGACUUGUCCUCUGAAUCACUUCUUGUAGAGUCUGAAGUGGCAAUCACUGAUGCUGAGGAGGAAAGUUCAGUUAAUUUUUUCACUGAUAUCUCUGAACUCAGGCUUCAUGAUAGAAUCUCCUUACAAGUUUUUGGAGAUCAAUCAAGUGGAGGAGAUGAUGGGGGCCCUGUAACAGAUCCAGAAGGAAACAUAACUUUAUGCGGAAAACAUAAACCUUCAGCUCCAAGUGAGACAAAUGCAGCACACUUCAAAGACCAUCCAAGUUCCAGUGACAUAAGCUUUGAAAUUGGCAACAAUUCAGAAAGCACACGUGCUGUUGUUCAAGACAUUGCUGAUCCUAUUGUCUCUAAGCUUGCUGCAAUACAUCAUGUAUCGCAAGCUAUUAAAUCUCUUAGAUGGAAUCGGAAAAGGCAAACCAUUAACGAAGAACUAGACAAUCAUGACAGAACUGAGGAUAACCUACCUCAUUCAUUGGAUAAUUUUGUUUGUGCAUGUGGUGAUCCUGAGUGUAUUGAAGUUUGUGACAUUAGGGAGUGGCUUCCAACAUCAAAAUUGGAUGAUAAGUUGUGGAAACUUGUUCUAUUGCUUGGCGAGUCGUACUUGGCUCUUGGGGAAGCUUACAAAGAUGCUGGUCUAUUGUAUCAGGCAUUGAAGGUUGUAGAGUUAGCUUGCCUUGUUUAUGGAUCAAUGCCUCAACAUAGGGAAGACACAAAGUUUGUAUCUUCUAUGGCGUGUGGUUCACUUGUUGAAGAGGAAAUUAAUAGCAUAAGUGAAAAUGUGGAGUCUGUAGUUGGCAAUCAUGCUUUUGCGUACAGUUACCCCUUUUGGGCAAAAGCUUGGGCUUUGGUUGGAGAUGUGUAUGUGCAGCUACAUCCAGUAGAGGGUAAAGAAUUCUCUCUAAUAUCAGAGCAGAAAUGUUUUACCAAAGAGUUGAAAAUGUCAUCUGAAGUUUUAGAGGAGGUAGAAAGGCUCAAACAAAAAAUGGGACAAUUUACACAAAACUGCAACUCAUGUUCCUUGAUGAAUUGCAGCUGUCAGAGUGACAGGGCUACUAGCGGCAGCAGUGCUAGCUGUAGCUCUAGAGAUACACGCUCUUCUGUUCAUGGGAGAAAGCAGAACAAAAUGUCACCAACUAAGAGUAAUCCUUACCAUCGUUCUGAAAGUCUUGAAAGUACGCUUUUUAAAGGUAAAGGUAAAUUAUCUGUCAGAAACAAUAGUGUGAAGAACUAUAAGAGUGACAUUGAAAGAAAAGUUUCUGAUAUGAUUCCCAAUAUUGUAGAUGAAAAGAAACUGCCUGCUGCUGAAUCAUACAUAAGUGAUUCUCUGAAGCCAGGAGAUGAUGAUGAUAAUGAUAGGGCAUCACUUGCUCAGUCUGACACAUCAAAAACAAAAAAAUGUGUCAAAGUGGGGGGCAUAUUCAAAUAUAUCAGAGGUUGUAAGCUUGGUGACACUGAUUCCAACCUUUCUUAUGCCUUAAAAUGCUAUGAAAAAGCGAAGAAAGCACUCCCAGCACAUCCUACUAAUUCAACAGAGUUGCUAUCUUUGAUUAGAAAGGAAGGAUGGGUUUGCAAUGAGUUAGGUCGAAGGAGGCUGAAUAGGAAAGAAUUAGAUAAAGCUGAAAUUGCAUUUGCUCAGGCUAUUAACACCUUCAAAGAAGUAUCAGACCAUACUAAUAUUAUUUUGAUCAACUGCAAUUUGGGCCAUGGAAGAAGAGCAAUAGCUGAAGAGUUGGUGUCAAAGAUUGAGACUCUAAAAAAACAUGCAAUAUUGCACGAUGCGUACAAGCAAGCAUUGGAGAAUGCCAAAUUACAAUACAGCGAGUCACUCAAAUAUUAUGGAGCUGCAAAAGCAGUAGUAAAUGCUGUUGCUGAAGAAGCUCAUUCCAUUACUAUCAGCUUGCGAAACGAAGUACUUACACAGCUUGCAAAUACUUAUCUAAGGUUAGGAAUGCUGUUAGCCAGAGAAGAUACAACUGCAGCAGUAUAUGAAAAUUAUGUACUAGAGGAUUAUGUUGCCUCCCAUGUUACUAGACUUAAAAGAAACCCUAUAAAACAUGAGAUGUCAGCUAAUGAUGCUAUUAGAGAAGCUUUGUCCCUUUAUGAAUCAUUGGGUGAAUUACGCAAACAGGAGGCUGCUUAUGGCUAUUUUCAGCUAGCAUGCUACCAAAGAGAUUGCUGCUUGAAAUUUUUGGAGCAAGAUCAGAAUAAAAACAUCUUGUCUAAGACUGAGAUGAGUUCUCUCCAAAGGGUAAAACAAUAUGCAUCAUUGGCUGAGAGAAACUGGCAGAAGUCAAUGGAAUUUUAUGGGCCAAAAUCACAUCCACUAAUGUAUUUGACUAUCUUGAUAGAAAGAGGAGCUCUCUCGACCAAUCUGUCAAGUUCUCUUCAUUCAAAUAUGCAACUCCUUGAAUCAGCUCUUUCUCGGAUGCUUGAAGCGCGCCAAUUAUCUGAGAACACAUCAUUGGGUGACGAUGGUCAUGAAAUUUGUGCAAGAUUUUGGAGUCAGUUGCAGAUGUUGUUGAAGAGAAUGUUGUCCGUAACACUUUCAACCAGCACAAACAAGCCUUCUGGGGGGGCUCAGCAUAUUGCAUCCAAUAAAUCUGCAGCUAGUACUGGAAAGCUAAAGGAGCUUUACAAGAUGUCUUUGAGGUCAGCCGAAUUUAAUCAGUUAAAUGCCAUGUACAACUUGUGGGCGUCAUCCUAAAUUGCUUGGAAGUUAACAUGGUGCUACCUCUACCAACACCCGAAUGUGCAUGGAGUAAAGAAAUUGGUGUUUCACAAAACAUCUCGUUGACAGUGGGAUAUAAGGCUAUUAAACGGCCACUUAUGAGAGUAUUAUGAGAAACGGCGAUCCAAUAUAAGGCUAUUAAACGGCCACAGUUUAGGGUGUUUCACAAUGCCCUAAACUGGGAGCGCUACCGAAACCUAAAAGUAACAGAGUCCAUUGCCUGAAGAAUUAACACCUGAAGAGUCAAAGAAGAGGUGCACAGAAUGAGUUUUUCUUUGAAGAGUAGAAGAAACUCCCAAUGGAAGAGUCAGCUAGAGACGGAAAAAAUAGAAAGAGCAGAGUAAAGCGACACAAUUCCCACUUUGACCGGGCAAAAUCUUAGAGCAACCUUUUAAAAGUUUUAAUUGUUUGACUCUGUUAAAUUAAGUUCAUUAUCGAGAGCCAGUUACGGAAUUCAUCAUCACAGAUUUGUAGUGGUACUCAUUGUGUCAGAUUUCACUAUUUUGUACAAGUAGGACUUUGAUGAAUUUUAAUAAACUGAAUAUUCUUAACUAGAUGAAGUAUUUGUUUUUUAUUUAUUUUAA
Molecule: messenger RNA, 5249 nt
Organism: Cuscuta europaea
Lineage: Eukaryota; Viridiplantae; Streptophyta; Magnoliopsida; Solanales; Convolvulaceae
Source: the annotation of a GenBank genome assembly